Molecule: messenger RNA, 4415 nt
Organism: Octopus bimaculoides (California two-spot octopus)
Lineage: Eukaryota; Metazoa; Mollusca; Cephalopoda; Octopoda; Octopodidae
Product: RNA-binding protein 25
Biological process (GO): regulation of alternative mRNA splicing, via spliceosome
Cellular component (GO): spliceosomal complex
Molecular function (GO): mRNA binding
Source: RefSeq, a predicted model, not a curated record
UGUAUAUAUAUUGUCUAUAAAUAUAUCAUAUUUAUAUAUAUUUAUUUAUAUGUACAUGCAUAUAAAAACAAGACAAGUGGAGUGUUUAUUUUUAAAAUGACGGACCGUAAUAAUUUAAAGGUGCGGUAAACAUUUUCUUCCACAGGUGAAAAGAAACGUAAAAAGGAAAUUUUAAAAAACAGCAGGGAUUAUAUAUACAAAUAUAAAACCAAGCUCUCGCAAAUAUAUAUAUAUAUGAACAAGGUUUUGAACAAGAAUUAUUUGCGGGAAAGGUGAGAUAUCGAUAUGAUGCUGACGACAAGACUUAUGUUUGCUUUUCCUCUUCCUCUUUUUUCUUCUUGUUAUUGAUGAUCAUGGCGAUGAUGAUGAUGAUAGAUAUAAAAAUAGAAACUAAAAGAAAAAGAAGCAGAAGCGAAAAGAAAAUCUGAUCUGCUUUCAAAAUAGAUGAACGUCUGGGGGGGUUGGAGAAAAAAAAAUUUUAAAGAGUGUGGUUGGUGUUAAUGAUGUUGAAGGUGUUGCUGGUGAUGAUAGUAGAGAGACUUGCUUAACAAAAAAAGAAGUGUUGAAGCUGUGAAAAUUGCUGUCGGUGAGUAGAAGGAAAGAGGGAAGGGGAAAAGCGGUAACGCUUCGCAGUGGUGGCCUCGUCUCUCUCUCUCUCUCUUUCUAUCUAUCUAUCUCUCUCUCUCUCUCUCUUCCGGAUUGAUUUUUCACUGUCCUCACUUCCUUGUAUGGUGUCCUUAAAGAGACGUUGUUUUGUUGGAACAUAGAGCUACGACCAUUCUCACUAGUCCCUCUCUCCUCACAUUCCUUCGAUCUCUUUCCUCGAUUGUUUACGAUCUCCUAACAAAUACAUAACUACCAUGUCGUUCCCGCCUGGUCCUCCCAUAGGCUUGCCUCAUAUGGCGCCAGGUAUGAUGACACAGAGUUACACUUUCACACCCAUGGGAAUGGUUCCAAUGGGUGUCAGUAUGAUCCCGCCAGCCUCCGUCAUGAGGCCCAUCAUAACGUCCACUACAACAGCUGUUGCAGCCCUGGCCGCAGCUGUUCCCUCAGUGUCGUCUUCGUCCACCCAUCAUCUUUCCAUCACCUCUGCCACAACUCCCAUGUUCAAUUCCGGCCAAAAACAUCUUCAACAGAAUCACAAGAAGUUGAUCCCUCAGGAGAUUCCAAAGACAGAAUUAUUUACAAAAGAAGAGAAGCCGCCUGUGACCACCGUGUUUGUGGGUAACAUAAGCGGGCGAUCACCUGAUACAAUGAUCAGGGAAAUGUUACAACGAUGCGGAAACAUUCUUAGUUGGAAAAGAGUCCAGGGUGCUUCGGGAAAGUUACAGGGUUUCGGAUUCUGUGAAUAUGAGGAGCCUGAGUCUACCUUAAGGUGUAUUCGCCUUUUAAAUGAAUGGCAGAUCAACGACAAGAAACUUGUUGUCAAAGUCGACGCCAAAACCAAAGCGCUGCUGGAUGAAUACAAAGCUAAGAAGAAAAACGAGCUUAAUAAAUGGUUAGAGCAGAGCCAGAAGAAUUCAUCUUCGAAAGAGAGAACUUCAAAAGUGACAACCUCAAAAGAUGAGACAGAAACCAAAGAGAAAAAGGAUGGAGAGAAGAGCAAUGAGUGUGCAAGUGGCCCUGGGGAUGUGAGUAAUAAAACUGAGAAAUCUCCACCAACAACAGAGAAACCUCUGACAGAAUUGGAGAAACCAUCAACAGAAUCAGAAAAACUUCCAGCCGAAGAGACUGAAGAACAAUAUCAGGAACAAGUUAGCAAUGAAGCUAGGGUCAAUGAUUUGGAUCAGAUAACCAUGAGAGAAGACUGUGUGACGAGAGCUGGCUUGGAAGCAAUCAUGCGCGACUAUGCUGAGGAACUUGCAAAAGAGCCACCUGUUGAUCAAGAGAAGGAGGCGAAACAAGCACAGAAGAAGAGUAAAGAAGAAAAAGUGCAGGCUGAUAAAGGUUUGGACGAUAUGGAGUUGGAAGAAGAGAAGAAGGAAAUAAUUAACCGUGAGAUAAAGAGUUUCCGAGAUUUGCACAAGGAAGACGAAAACAGUGACAAGUCAAGGCAUCGAGAACGAGACAGACGUGCACAUGAGGAACGCAUGCGAAGGGAGAAGAUGCGCAAAGGGAAAGUUUAUGAACGAGAGCACAGGGAACGGAGCUGGUCCAGGAGUAUGUCACGAUCUUGCUCCCGGUCAAGGUCACGCUCGAGAUCACGCAGGGACCGGUCUAGAGACAGCUCUCGUGAAAGGUCGUGUGACAGAUCGCGUGAAAGAUCAAAAGACGGAGACAAACGAGGAAGAGACUGGGACCUUGAGGAUGAAGAGGAAGCUUACGAGAGGAGAAAACUAGAGAAGAAAUUGCGUGAGAAAGAGGCAGCUUAUCAGGAGAGAUUACGGAACUGGGAAGCCCGGGAACGGAAGAAGAGCAAGGAAUAUGAGAAAGAGAAAGAUCGAGAAGAGGCCCGGAAAUGUGAGGAAAAUAAAGAAGCACGGAGGCUAAAAGAGUUUUUGGAGGAUUAUGAUGACUUAAGAGAUGACCCAAAGUUUUACCGAGGCAGCGCAUUGUCUAGACGGCUGAAAGAACGAGAAAAAGAGAAAGAAAAUGAUGCAAGGGACCGACAACGAGAAAAAGAAGAGCUGGAAGAAAUUAGGCGAAGAUUAAUGGAAGAAGGUCAUGCUGACCCUGAUGGUGAAAUUGCGAAAAUGGAACGAGAAAGAGAUGAGCAUUUAAAACCUCGACUACAUUUACUUCCCCCCUUACCAGAACCGAAACUACGUCACAACUCCCCAACCACUUCACAUAAGCGGGAACAGAAAUCUGAAGACUCGAAAUCAACUCUGCCACGCAUGCAGGCCACUUUGAAACUUGUCACCUCAAAAGUAAAUAAUUCCCAUUCCAACAGUUUAUCACAGACUGAGAGAAAGGGAAAGAUCUCAAAAACUGGUGCCGAUGGAAAGUGCGAUGAUCGAGACAGCGGAAGUGAAGUAGAAGAUGCAGAAAGUGAUGCUGGUAACAGCUGCAACAAAAAUAAUAACAGUAAUGCAGGUCCUGCCAGAAAUAUGAACACCCAACCAGUUUUCAGUCCGGCUGUGAAAGAAGAGGUUACCACGAAAAUUGGGUUCAAUGCCAUGAAACUACGCACUUCUGACAGCCCCAACGAUCUAUCUAACACAAAGCGGAAAAAAAUCAUAAUCGGAGACGUAUUUGGCCAAGACGACUAUUCCUCGGAGGCAUCGCAGCGUAAACGCAAGCUUGUGCCACUGGACUACGAGGAAGAAAAAUCCGAGAAAAAGGUGGCCACCUCCAUAGAAGAGAAACGACAACAGAUUAAACAACUCAUCGAACAGAUUCCGACCGGCAAGGAGGAACUAUUUGCCUACUCCCUCGACUGGAGUAUCGUCGAUCAGGUCCUCAUGGAUAAACGCAUCAAACCCUGGGUUAAUAAAAAGAUUGUCGAAUACAUCGGAGAAGAAGAAGCGACCCUCACAGAAUUCAUCUGCCAGAAAGUGGUGGGCCGUAGCACACCUGCCAACAUUCUCAAUGAUGUGGCAAUGGUACUGGACGAGGAAGCAGAGGUGUUUGUGGUUAAGAUGUGGAGACUGUUGAUAUACGAGACAGAGGCCAAAAAAGCUGGACUGGUCAAAUGAAAGCGACUAGCAGGGUGGGGGGGUUGAUCUUUACUGUUUUGACAUCUCAUAAUCAUAUACAUUCAUCGACUCAUUCUUCAUACACAUGCAUAUAUACAGCCACAUAUACACACAUGCUCACAUACAUGUAUACAUAUCUGUAUAUACAUAACUUUAUACAUAUACCUCAACAUAAACAUGACAAUGUGUGUAAAAUCUUCUAAAAAUAUAUACAUAUAUAUAUAUAAGACUGAUACAUAUAUUUAUGUGUAACUAUAUAUAUACAUUAUAUAUAUAUAUAAAUGUUGCAGACAGAAACACAUUAUAUACGCACACACAUAAUAUAUAAACGCACAUAUAUAUGCAUACAUUUAUAUGCAUGUGUAUAAAAUAUUAUUUUCAUAGGUAUGAAUGUAUGUAUGUGUGUAUAUAUAUAUUCACACAUAUAUGUAUAUAUAUAUAUAUAUACACAUACACAACACACAUUACAUAGAAAAAAAGACUGCUACAAUUGUGAGGAUACAUAUCUACAACUCUACACACAUGCAUGUGCAUACAUGUACGUGCAUGUGUAUGUAUGUAUGUAUAUACACAACGCAUUUCCACAGACACAUCUAAAUAAACUGAUGUGAUAUUUAAAGGUGGGGGGGAGGGGUUUAAAAGAAGAAUAUUUUAAAAGGAGGCUUGGAGGGCAGCAGAGCAGAAAGGAGGAACAUUAUUGAACUGUAAAACUAUGAGAGAAAAGGGGGUGAAAAAAAGGGAGAAUGAAACCCAAAAACUGUACAAACAAAAUUGUUG